AAUACUCAUUUAGUACUAAGACCAAGCGCAUGGAAGGUUUACAAUUUUAAUUUAAACUAAUUUAAACGAAGUCUGACUAAAGCCCAGGUAAUACCGCCAUGGAUCUCAACGACGCAGUGCUCACCUGUGCGGUGAACAUGCAGUGGACCAAUUCCGUGGGCAUUACGGGCCGCAAACUGGCCUACAAGACGGCCACUUUGCGCCUGGUGCGGAACGAUCUGCGGGAAUUGUUUGUGGAGGUGACGCCCGAGAAGCUGAAGCCCCUGAAGUUCAAGCUGAAGGACCUCAUGGUGCACAAGAAGUUCAUGGCCGAGGGCAAGGCCACCUUCAACUUCAAGGCGGAGAACUGCACCCUCUACUUAUCCAACGCUCCGCCAGGCACAUUGAUGUUCUUCCUGCGCACGAUCUACAUCAAAAUGAAUGGAACCGAGGGAGGGUCUCAGCCAGACGAUGCCUCCUUGCAGAAGAAACUCAGGGAGCAUCUGAUGUCCGGGAAACCCAGCACCUUCGACGAAGUCUCGCCCGUCACCACUGCCGAGAUGAUUUUGGCGCGCAAAAAGGCGGGUUUGAUGUCGAAAGGUUCAGUGACCACGCCUUCACCCCAGGCAGCCAAAAAGCGGAGAUUCGAGGAGCUCAAGGAGGAGAAGGACCGGGGCAGCCUGCCAGCCGCCAAGAAGCUCUACCAAUCGACCACCGAUGAGUCCCUCAGACUGAGCGAAGAGCAAAUGGAGGUGCUGCGGGCCUGCACCUCCGGCAAAAGUGUAUUCUUCACCGGCUCUGCGGGCACUGGCAAGAGUUUUCUGCUCCGCAGGAUCAUCUCCGCCCUGCCGCCCGAUGGAACAGUGGCCACAGCCUCCACGGGAGUGGCAGCCUGCCUGAUUGGCGGCACCACUUUGCACGCCUUUGCGGGCAUCGGAGGAGGAGACGCCACCAUGCAGAGGUGCCUAGAGCUGGCUUCCCGACCAGCCAGUGCCCAGACCUGGAGGAAGUGCAAACGACUGAUAAUCGAUGAGAUCUCCAUGGUGGACGGGCAGUUCUUCGAGAAAAUCGAAGCCGUUGCCCGGCACAUUCGGCGCAAUGAUCGACCCUUUGGCGGCAUCCAGCUCAUCCUGUGCGGCGAUUUCCUGCAGCUUCCCCCCGUUAUUAAGGCGGAUUUCGGAGCUGCGCCCAAUGCCACGCCGCAGCAGCGAUUCUGCUUUCAGUCCAGCGCCUGGGAGACCUGCAUCCAGUGUGUCUACGAGCUCAAGCAAGUGCAUCGUCAAUCGGAUCCGGAGUUCGUUAAGAUUCUCAACCACCUCCGCAUUGGCCACGUGAAUGAUUCCAUCACCAGCCGAUUGGCAGCCACUUCCAAGCAGAAAAUCGAGGGAAAUGGCAUUCUGGCCACGCAACUGUGCUCCCACACAAACGAUGCCAACUCCAUUAACGAGUCCAAGUUGGAGAACCUCGAGGGGGACAAGAUUUUAUUCAAGGCUGAUGAUUCGGACGCGGGCAUGACCAAGACUCUGGAUCAGCAGAUUCAGGCUCCCUCUCAAUUGUACCUCAAAGUAAAUGCCCAAGUGAUGCUGCUCAAGAAUAUAAACAUAGCCAAUGGUCUGGUGAACGGAGCUCGCGGCGUGGUUGUGAGAAUGGACAAGGAUCUGCCAGUGGUUCGGUUCAAGAACAACCAGGAGUACGUUUGCAAGCACGAGAAGUGGAUCAUCAAAACCGCCUCGGGAGGCAUCAUCACACGGCGUCAGGUUCCAUUGAAGCUGGCCUGGGCAUUCUCCAUACACAAAAGUCAGGGCUUGACGCUCGACUGCGUGGAGAUGUCCCUGUCGAAAGUAUUCGAGGCUGGACAGGCCUACGUGGCCUUGUCGCGCGCCAAAUCCCUGCAAUCCAUUCGCAUUCUGGACUUCGACGCCAAGCAGGUGUGGGCCAAUCCGCAGGUGCUGCAGUUCUACAAGGGAUUCCGACGCAAGCUGAUGGACACAACCAUGAUUCCCCUGGGUCCCAAGAACAAGGACAAGAAGCCGGGAGACAGCAAGGCCGCAAACAGCACCCUGGCCAAGCUCAAAAAGAGUCUCAUGAACAAGCCGCUAGUCUCAAUCAGCUAAGGCGGAACUGAUUUUAGGUUAGUUGAAUUGUAGUGAAAAGAAUGACUUAAAAGUUUUACUAAUGACUAAUAUUGUAUAUCUAAUUCCAUUAGGAAAGUGUAAUUUUUUCUUUGUUUAGAGAAAAACAAUAUGGUCUAUAGACCUUGAAUUCCUUUUCUUAAAGAAACGAAAAAUUAUUUCAUAUACUGAUGCUACUUUAAAAUAAUAUAACCUUUUACAAAGUAUCACAAAUUAUUGUAAUAUUAUUUUAAAGAGUCAUCAAUAUUUCAUGCUAAGUUCUUGGAGUGCUCGAAUUCAAACAAAAUAAUGAAUUUUAGAACUCAAAACCCGACUCUUUCUCUCUUGAGAAUCUACUGUCUCAAAUAGUUUGUAAGUUAUUAAAAACACUAGAAACUAGUAUUAUGCACAAUUGUAAAUCAAACAUUUGACCUUAAAAUGGAAUUGAGAAAUAAAAACUGUAGACAAAUAACUUUAAA
Molecule: messenger RNA, 2569 nt
Organism: Drosophila biarmipes
Lineage: Eukaryota; Metazoa; Arthropoda; Insecta; Diptera; Drosophilidae
Gene: Pif1
Product: ATP-dependent DNA helicase PIF1
Exons: 2
Coding region: 99-2093 (664 amino acids)
Biological process (GO): DNA repair; telomere maintenance
Molecular function (GO): DNA helicase activity
Source: RefSeq, a predicted model, not a curated record